Molecule: messenger RNA, 1686 nt
Organism: Orycteropus afer afer
Lineage: Eukaryota; Metazoa; Chordata; Mammalia; Tubulidentata; Orycteropodidae
Gene: PCCB
Product: propionyl-CoA carboxylase subunit beta
Cellular component (GO): mitochondrion
Molecular function (GO): propionyl-CoA carboxylase activity
Source: RefSeq, a predicted model, not a curated record
AGAGCAAAAAUGGCAGCGAUAACGCGAGUGGCGGCUGUUGCAACAAAGCUAUGCGUUCUAGGGAGAAAUCUCGGGAGCCAGGCAGCGCGGGGCGCCGCGGUCCGCAGUUCUGGUAGUCAGCCAGUCUCCGUAAACGAGCGCAUCGAGAACAAGCGCCGCGCCGCGCUACUGGGAGGGGGUCAGAGCCGCAUAGACGCGCAGCAUAAGCGGGGAAAGCUAACGUCCAGAGAGCGGAUUAGUCUCUUGCUAGACCCUGGCAGCUUUGUUGAGAGCGACAUGUUUGUGGAACACAGAUGUGCAGAUUUUGGAAUGGCUGCUGCUAAGAAUAAGUUCCCUGGAGACAGUGUGGUCACUGGACGGGGCCGAAUCAAUGGAAGAUUGGUUUAUGUCUUCAGUCAGGAUUUUACAGUGUUUGGAGGGAGUCUAUCAGGAGCACAUGCCCAAAAGAUCUGCAAAAUCAUGGACCAGGCCUUGACGGUGGGGGCUCCGGUGAUUGGACUGAAUGAUUCCGGAGGAGCACGAAUCCAGGAAGGGGUGGAGUCCUUGGCUGGCUAUGCAGACAUCUUUUUGAGGAAUGUCUUAGCUUCCGGAGUCAUCCCACAGAUUUCUCUGAUCAUGGGCCCAUGUGCUGGUGGGGCUGUCUAUUCCCCGGCUCUAACAGACUUCACGUUCAUGGUAAAGGACACUUCCUACCUGUUCAUCACUGGCCCUGAUGUUGUGAAGUCUGUCACCAAUGAGAACGUUACCCAGGAGGAACUUGGUGGUGCCAAGACCCACACCACCAUGUCAGGUGUGGCCCACAAAGCUUUUGAAAAUGAUGUUGAUGCCUUGUGUAGUCUACGGGAGUUCUUCAACUACCUACCCCUCAGCAAUCAGGACCCGGCUCCCAUCCGUGAGUGCCAUGAUCCCAGUGACCGUCUAGUUCCUGAGCUUGACACAAUUGUCCCUUUGGAGUCUACCAAAGCCUACGACAUGGAGGACAUCAUACACUCUGUAAGCUGUUUGGAUAUUAAUUCAUCUGUGAAAGGGGCUCGUUUUGUCCGGUUCUGUGAUGCAUUCAACAUUCCACUCAUCACUUUUGUUGAUGUCCCUGGAUUUCUACCUGGCACAGCACAGGAGUACGGGGGCAUAAUCCGGCAUGGCGCUAAGCUGUUGUAUGCAUUUGCUGAGGCAACUGUCCCCAAGGUCACGGUCAUCACCAGGAAGGCCUAUGGAGGUGCCUAUGAUGUCAUGAGCUCCAAGCACCUUUGUAGUGACAGCAACUAUGCCUGGCCCACAGCAGAGAUUGCGGUCAUGGGAGCAAAGGGUGCUGUGGAGAUCAUCUUCAAAGGGCGUGAUAAUGUGGACGCUGCUCAGGAAGAAUAUAUUGAGAAAUUUGCCAACCCUUUUCCUGCUGCAGUGAGAGGGUUUGUUGAUGACAUCAUCCAACCUUCCUUUACUCGUGCCCGAAUCUGCUGUGACUUGGAUGUCUUGGCCAGCAAGAAGGUGCAGCUUCAAGAAAUGUUUUACCAGGUUGAUGCCAAGAAUGGCUUGUGCCUGGGCCUGCUGCAGGAGGUCGAGUUACUUGGGUUAGAGAAAAUUCAGUCUGGCAAGGCACCUGGGAUAGAGAGGCUCCUGGGAAGUCUUGAAGCAAAGAUGGUGGGGAAAAUCCCAUUCAGAAACCCAGCUGAGACCAAGGAAACAUGA